Synchiropus splendidus (mandarinfish) is the source of this 3540-nucleotide messenger RNA. It is a transcript of the gene mfn2, whose product is annotated as mitofusin 2. Gene Ontology annotation, cellular component: mitochondrial outer membrane. The transcript has 19 exons. Gene Ontology annotation, biological process: mitochondrial fusion; mitochondrion localization. The record is from RefSeq and is a predicted model, not a curated record. Bases 189 to 2567 code for a protein of 792 amino acids. Gene Ontology annotation, molecular function: GTPase activity; GTP binding. NCBI's taxonomy places the organism in Eukaryota, Metazoa, Chordata, Actinopteri, Syngnathiformes, Callionymidae.
GCGCAACAAAGUUAUUGUUCGUCCUGUGGCUCCACUUCCUAGCUCGUUUAACACAGUGUCCCAUCAACAAAGCCAAUGUUCGGUAGUUCAAGGUCCACCUGCGUCAUCUAAUCAAUAGGUCCGGACAUUAAAAGUCUAGAAGCGAGGAUGCGACGUUGCUAUUGAGGUGUGGUCUGCUAAAACGUGCCAUGUCUGUGGUUUUCCCACGUCCUUCUAACAACACUAUCCACGGCUCCAAGGAUAAGAGACUCAUGGCAGAAGUGAAAGCGUCGCCUCUCAAGCAUUUCGUCACAGCAAAGAAGAAGAUCAAUGGGAUCUUCGAGCAAUUAGGAGUAUAUAUUAAGGAGAGUUCUGACUUUCUGGAAGAUACACACAGAAAUGGUGAACUUGAUCCCAUCACCACAGAGGAGCAGGUCCAGGAAGUCCGGGGUUACCUCUCCAAAGUGGCAGGGAUUGGGGAAGUGCUUGCAAGAAGACACAUGAAAGUAGUUUUCUUUGGCAGAACCAGCAAUGGAAAGAGCUCAGUUAUCAAUGCUAUGCUGUGUGACAAAGUACUACCAUCCGGAAUUGGACACACAACCAACUGCUUUCUGAGAGUGGAGGGCACUGAUGGAAAUGAGGCCUUCAUCCUUACCGAGGGCUCUGACGAAAGGAAGAGCAUCAAGACCGUGAACCAGCUGGCCCAUGCACUACACCAAGACGAGGCCUUGGAUGCUGGCAGUUUGGUUUGUGUCAUGUGGCCCAAAGCCAAAUGUGCACUGCUCAGGGACGAUCUGGUCUUGGUGGACAGUGAGGAAAUUCCACAGGCAGAAAGAAACCCAAUAGAGAAGGGGUUCUUAAACUUUUUGAUCUCUGGGCCCACCUUUUCCAGAACCAAUGGGACCGGGGCCCAUUCAAGUAUAGAUGUGACCACGGAACUGGACAGCUGGAUUGACAAGUUCUGCCUUGAUGCUGAUGUCUUUGUCCUGGUGGCUAACUCAGAAUCUACGCUAAUGCAGACAGAAAAAUCCUUCUUCCACAAAGUGAACGAGCGCCUUUCCAGUCCUAAUAUUUUCAUUCUCAACAAUCGCUGGGAUGCGUCAGCCUCUGAGCCAGAAUACAUGGAAGAGGUGCGGAGACAACACAUGGAUAGAUGCAGCAACUUUCUGGUGGAUGAACUGGGUGUCGUGGACCGAGCACAAGCCUGUGACCGUGUCUUCUUUGUCUCAGCCAAAGAAGUCCUUCAGGCUCGGUCGCAGAAAGCUCAGGGAAUGCCCGAAGCAGGUGGCGCCCUUGCUGAGGGAUUUCAAGCACGAAUGUUUGAGUUUCAGAACUUUGAGAGGAGAUUUGAGGAGUGCAUCUCCCAGUCAGCUGUGAAGACCAAGUUCGAGCAGCACACUGUUCGAGCCAAGCAGAUCUCUGAAACACUGAGACUCAUCAUGGAUUCUGUUCAUGUGGCCUCACAAGAGCAGAGGCUCUACUGCAUGAGAACCAAAGAAGACCGUCAGGAGCGGGUGGAGUUCAUUGACCAGCAGUUGCACCUGUUGUCUGCUGACUGCAAGGCCAAGAUCAAGAAGAUCACAGAGGAGGUGGAGAAACAGGUGUCAAAUGCUUUGGCAGAGGAGAUUAGGAAAUUGAAUUAUCUUGUAGAUGACUUCCACAAAGACUUCCACCCGUCACCCGUGGUGCUCAAGGUCUACAAGAAUGAGCUUCACAAAUACAUCGAAGAGGGUCUGGGAAAGAACAUGUCUGAGCGGUGCUCAAUGGGCAUCACCAGUGCUCUAAAGGUCACACAGACCGAAAUGAUAGAAGGACUAAAGCCGCUGUUGCCUGAUCCAAUAAGAGAACAGGUGGACAAAUUGGUCACUCGUCGUUGCUUUAGUCUCAGUUAUGACCUGGCCUGUGACAGACUGUGCGGCGACUUCCAGGAGGACAUCGGCUUUCACUUCUCACUUGGCUGGACCAUGUUGGUCAACAGAUUUCUGGGAGCCAAGAACACACGGCGAGCCCUAAUGGGCUACAAUGAUCAGGUCCCCCGCUCCAUAGCAUUAACUCCCCUCAGCUCGAGCGCUCCUCCGUUCCCACAGACCUCACUGACCCAAGAGGAACUCAUGGUUUCUAUGGCAACCGGAUUGGCCUCCCUCACGUCGCGCACUUCAAUGGGAGUCCUUGUGGUUGGUGGAGUGAUCUGGAAGGCAGUGGGGUGGCGAAUGAUUGCUCUGUCGGUGGGUCUAUAUGGGCUCCUGUACGUCUAUGAGCGUCUCACCUGGACCACCAGAGCCAAAGAGAGAGCGUUCAAGAGACAGUUUGUGGAGUAUGCUAGUGAGAAGCUGCAGCUCAUCGUCAGCUACACUGGAUCAAAUUGCAGCCAUCAAGUCCAGCAGGAGCUGGCGGGUGUGUUCGCUCAACUGUGCCAGCAGGUUGAUGUGACCAGACAGAACCUGGAAGAUGAGAUCACUGACAUGAAUAGCAAGGUGGAACUGCUGGACCGUCUCCAGAGCAAAGCCAAGUUGCUGAGGAACAAGGCUGGCUGGCUCGACAGUGAACUAAACAUGUUCACACAGCAGUACCUUCACCAGAGCAAAUGAUGCUUCAGCAGUAGACCCUACGCACACCUGCAAAUGAAGUUUUACUAGAGUCAUGUAACUGAUACGCCUAACUGAUGUUUAUAACCGAGUGUGUGAGGCUGAGUGGGGGAAGACAUGUUUGGCGAGAUUUUCACCCUCUCAUUGAUGAACUACAAGGCAAUUAUUUUUGGUCUAGAAGUGGUGGAAACUCACAAUUCUUCUUUUUUUUUUUUGAGGCCUUUUAGUGUUUGCAUGUCGGCAUUCUGGGUUUUCCCAAAAUACUCCAUGUCCUCUCCACAGUGCCGGAAAUGUCUGCCAAUUGUGUGCAGGACAUGAGUCAAGUCUUUGAGUUGCCAUCUUGUACUAGCACCGCAACACUAAAGAGAACACUUGAGUUGUACAUAAGGGUACAAGUGUCAGAAACUUGUACAUUUCGUACUUGUCAUUUUAUGGUGGGAUACUUAUAAAGGGAGAAAAAAAGUAAAUUAUUUAUUUAUUGAAGAAUUGCUUUCAAUUGCCUUCUGAGUGUUAUCCGCCACGUCCAUGUUAAGAAAUGGCUUCACAGGUGGAAAUUCCUUGUCUCCCUGGUUGAUAUUCUCCCCCCCAUGCUUACCCUGCUCCUUCACCAUACUCAUAGAAAAUUUCAGAUUUUCAAAUAGAGAUUUCCAUCACUUGUGCGUCUAUUGCAAUUGAGUUUUUUUGUGCUGAUAUCAAAACUAAAGGCGAGAGAAAUGCCAAAUGAUUGAAAAAGGCCUUGUGAUUGAAAAGAAGUGUGGGAAGAGUGUGUACCUGAAGCCAUAUUGUCCAGUGGGAGUUUGAUUGUUGACCAUUGAUUCACACAACACUUCCAGUCGAGGACACAUGCACUUUAACUGUUUGCUGCAUCUUCUCUUGUCUUUCUGCCUCUAAGGAGUGACUGCAGUCAAUCAUAUAGUUUGUAGAUCUGGACAGAUGCUGUCUGCACCCAAUAAACACCUAUAAAUAUUAUCAUCUU